ACGGCCUCACGGGUAGGGAUAGGGAGCCCUCGAGGGCGCAAAAGCCGCCGCCGACUGGGACGACGGCGAACCGUGUCCAACUCACCCUUCGUCUCGUUUCCCCCCAAGGAAACCCAAAAUCACAGUACCCCACCGCAUCCACCCUGGCGCAUGCCAUGUCGGGGCCCGACGCCGACGCCGAUGCCAUCGCCAUCGCCAUCGCCGCGGCGACGGAUCCCUCCCCGGCCCCGGCCCCGGCACCGCCGGUGGUCGAGUGGCCCGAGGGCGGCGCGCUGACGCCGGACUGGGUGGCGGGGCUGGAAUCCACGCUGGACUGGUGCUCGCGGCACCUCCCCGCGGAUCGGCUCCCGUCGGUGCUGCCGGCCGCGCUGGUCCAGCGCCUGGUCUUGGCCGCCGCCGCCAUCCUGCACCGCGAGCCCAACCUCAUCCGCGUCGACCCGCGCCCCGGCCAGUCCGUUGUCGUCGUCGGGGACGUCCACGGCCAGCUCCACGACGUCAUCUUCCUACUCCGCGACGCCGGGUUCCCGUCCGAGGAACGCAUCUUCGUCUUCAACGGCGACUAUGUCGACCGCGGCGCCUGGGGCGUCGAAACCUUCUUGCUCCUCCUCGCCUGGAAGGUGCUACUCCCGAAUUGUGUGUUUCUUCUCCGGGGAAACCACGAAUCCAAGUACUGCACAUCAGUAUAUGGUUUCGAGAAGGAGGUAAUGGCUAAAUACAAAGAUCAGGGCCCUCAAGUUUAUAGGAAGUUUUUAAGAUGUUUCGAGGACCUUCCUCUAGCGACAAUAAUAGCAGGAUGUGUGUACACUGCACAUGGAGGUGUCUUCCGUGGAACAAUUGUAGUGCCAUCAAAAAAAUCAAAAAAGGGAAAGAAGGGCCGCAAAUAUAAGGCAGAUUUUACUGUUGAUCUGAAUUCCAUAAAACUUGGAUCCUUGGAUGAGUUACUGAAAGCAAGGAGAACUGUUCUAGACCCUCCCUGGGAAGGCACAAAUCUGAUCCCUGGAGAUGUGCUCUGGUCUGACCCUUCCUUGCAGAUGGGUCUUUCUCCAAAUAAAGAACGAGGCAUUGGUUUGCUUUGGGGUCCUGAUAUCACUCAACAGUUUCUGCAGACAAAUCAUUUGAAGCUAAUCAUCAGGUCACAUGAAGGUCCUGACGCAAGAGACAAGCGACAUGAUCUCUUAGAAAUGGAUAAUGGAUAUACAAUUGAUCAUGAAGUAGAAUGUGGAAAACUAAUCACUCUCUUCAGUGCACCGGACUACCCACAAUUUCAGGCUUCAGAGGAGCGACAUAACAAUCGUGGAGCAUAUAUUGUCCUUAAUCCACCUGAUUUUGCGACCCCUGUUUUCCACAGCUUUGAAGCUGUAAAGCCUCGACCUGCGGCGCAUCCAUUCUAUGAUUUUGAAGAAGUGAUCGACUCAGAUGAAGAGUUGAAUUUGGACGCCAUGGACAGUGGCACGUCGGGCUUGUCAUGAUGACUUCUCAUGUACCUUUUGUAUUUAUCUCUCCGAUUGUUGCCAAGGAAACGUGACAUCAAGGUUUUUGUUGUAGCUAAUGCCAACUUACUAACAUUGCAGGUUUCUGUAUGGCCUCCUGACAUUCACGUCAAUCUGAUUUGUUAGUUCAGUUUAGUUGAUCUGUAUCGAAAAACUAGACUUAAGUGACCCUGAAACAUGGCAUCAUCAAGAAUCAAGAUUGAAUGUGGGAAA
This is a messenger RNA of Sorghum bicolor (sorghum), 1703 nucleotides long. Its product is annotated as serine/threonine-protein phosphatase 7. The record is from RefSeq and is a predicted model, not a curated record. Bases 156 to 1469 code for a protein of 437 amino acids. NCBI's taxonomy places the organism in Eukaryota, Viridiplantae, Streptophyta, Magnoliopsida, Poales, Poaceae. The transcript has 5 exons. Gene Ontology annotation, molecular function: protein serine/threonine phosphatase activity. Gene Ontology annotation, cellular component: nucleus; cytosol.